Molecule: messenger RNA, 1035 nt
Organism: Aureobasidium vineae
Lineage: Eukaryota; Fungi; Ascomycota; Dothideomycetes; Dothideales; Saccotheciaceae
Source: the annotation of a GenBank genome assembly
AUGUUUGGAAGCAGCAACACCUUUGAUCCCAACACUGACAUUCCUGACCUUUCAGGCAAAGGUAUGAAUCGUAUCAAGGAAAAGCCAACCCUAGCUAAAUCCCACAAGNUCUACGUCGUGACUGGCGGAUCAGCUGGUAUCGGUUUUGGUAUCUGCGCCCAUAUUCUCCAACACAACCCUGCCGCCCUUUAUCUUCUUGGCAAGAAGGAGGAGCACAUUCAGGAAGCUGAAGAAAAACUCAAAGAAUACGGCGACAUUUCAAAGGUCCACUCUGUCCAGAUCGAGCUCGAAGACCUGAGGCAGACGGAUCAAGUGGCCAAGGAGCUCGCUUCCAAACUCGACAGGCUCGACGCUCUCAUCUGUAACGCUGGCCUAGGUGUGGGAGUCUUCAAUUUGACCAAGGACGGUAUCGACAGCCACAUGCAGGUGAACCACAUUUCACAAUUCCAUCUGGCUCAAACUUUGCUUCCCCUGCUCCAAAAGACUCCUGGUUCUCGUCUUGUCCUACAAUCCUCGGAUCUCCAUCGCGGAAUCAGUGAUGUCAAGUUCGAAUCCGAGGAAGAGCUCAACCAAGACAUCGGUCCCAUGAUGCUCUACAACAGGACCAAACUCGCCCAAGUUCUCUACAUCCGUGCUCUGGCAGACCGUAAGGCGAAGGCUCAACUAGGCUUCAGCGACAAUGUGAGCUCUGGACCAUUCAUGAAUGCUGUACAUCCUGGUGGUGUUCAGACCGACCAGCAAAAGCAGGCUGUCGACGCUUAUGGAACACUCGGUAAGAUCGGUGUUGCAGCAGUGAAGCCUUUCUUGAAGGAUCCCGUCGACGCUGGAUGUCGUCCAGCACUUUUUGCAGCAACUAGCGAAGACGUGGUUAAGGAGACUAUCCAAGGACAAUACAUCGUGCCUGACCGCAAGGUCACCGAUCCAUCAAGCCAGGCUUGCGACCAGCAACUUGGCGAGAAUCUGUGGCAGCUAACUGAGAAGAUCAUUGUUGGCAAGUUGGGAAACGCUGUGCCAUACAAGCUUCAGUACGCUUAG